AUGCUCGAGAUAAUUACUCAAUCGGAGACUGAGAAUCUUUUAGAAUUUAUUGUUCAACAUGACUUCCUGGAAUUCUGGCAUGCCGUGACGGCUAUUGCAGAUAGGGAGGGAGUCGCUCGUGGGCAGAUUGUGGCCCGGAUCAAGGACAACAGUGGUCAUACCGUUGGGUAUUACCUGACCAAAGACGGAGGGACCGAAUCGCGCGAUGAAGAGCGUGGUCUCAAGGGUGCCAUCAUUUCAGGUCGUGAUCAGGAAGGCAACCCACCGAUGAUGCAAGCAGCCCACAUUGGAGACGAUAUGAUGAUUAGACUUCUUGUACACAACUGUGCCCGUGUUGCAAGUAUCAACAACUUCUCGGAAACGCCAAUUCACAUUGCAGCUCGUGGUAGUCAUAUAUCAACGAACUGGAAAAGAAACCUCAACGACCCUUUCAUCCGACAUUACUCAGGGUUCAGCUCUGGUUCACCAGUCCCAGACCUCAGCUGGACAUUCCUGGAGCUCUCACGCUCAUGGCACCGAGAGCACAACUUUGGCAACAAUGAUGUUGAAAACAAAGGUCAUAUAUCAUCCUCGGAUUGGAACAGCGAGGCCACUGGCUCCAAUGCUGUUCCAGACGCUACCCAACCUAGCGAAACCAUUGAUCCAUUUACAUGCUUCGUCAACCAACAAAAUAGCUUUGGACAGACCACUCUGCAUUUAGCCUGUCGUCUUGGAAACCUCGGCAUCGUAGAUGCAAUUUUGGCGACGGGCCAUGCUGAUAUUCGACUGGUUGACCGGCUGGGACAUUCUGCGCUGCAUUUGGCAGAGAAAGCUAAUCAUGGCGAGAUGAGUGCACCAGACCGGAAUAUUUUGGAAGAGCAUUUCUGUAUUCCUAAUCUGUUAGCUCGACUUUGA
This is a messenger RNA of Pseudomassariella vexata, 894 nucleotides long. Its product is annotated as ankyrin repeat-containing domain protein. The coding region runs from base 1 to 894 and encodes 297 amino acids. Gene Ontology annotation, molecular function: protein binding. Lineage: Eukaryota; Fungi; Ascomycota; Sordariomycetes; Amphisphaeriales; Pseudomassariaceae. The record is from RefSeq and is a predicted model, not a curated record. The transcript is spliced from 4 exons.